AACAGCCAAUGGUUCAGAGCAUAUUGGGAAUCUCUGCAGAACAUAUGAAAAACUAAGAAAAGAAAAGUAUUUUGGAUCCUGUCUGAUGUUGAGCCUUUUUUCUCCUCUUCCCUAAGAUGAUGCCAGAACCAUGGCCUCAGCUGGAGGCUCCUCUCGUAGUGCCAGUCGCAGAAAGCGGACUAGUUUCUCCAAAGAACACGUGGAGCUCCUGCGUGCCACCUUUGAGACAGACCCUUACCCUGGCAUCAGCCUCAGGGAGAACCUGUCCCAGGCCACAGGCCUGCCUGAGUCACGCAUCCAGGUGUGGUUUCAGAACAGAAGAGCUCGCACCCUGAAGUGCAAAGGAGCCAAGAAAGCUCUGUGGCAGUCUGAUAGCCCGGUCCAUGAUCCUCUACCUCUGCCUCAUGCUGUGGCAAGCAGGGCCCCACAGGUUAGUGCAGGCCAUCUGCCGCCUCAGGGCCCUCCACCAGCUUACCAAACCCAUGUGAAGGAGGAGAUGGACUGCUACUAUGGACAAUGUUCCCCGGCCAACAUGUGUGGGCUCCAGCAGGGCAGACCUUUGGGAAGCAACUCCAGCCCACCCUUGAGGGGCUUUUGGUCCCAACCGGGCAGCCAAACCUCCCCCGUCCCACCUCUGUGGUGCCGUUCUCCCCUGGAGAUGAGAAACUACAGUUCAAACUCUAGCCAGGCACCCUUCAUGUAUCCAGGAUCAGCAGAGCAGCAAAUGUACACCAACACCUCAACCUCCCACUCCUCAACUCCAGACACCCCUGAUUCAGGGUACUGGGAUGCCAAUCUGGAGAACAGCCCGCCACUAGAUGGUCAGUACUCGCAGAUGGAGGAUUCCUGGAGCACAACUGCUCUGGAGAGCUGUGGGGAAUUCGAGCAUCCAGCGCUGGCCCAGCACGCCCCCCUGCCUGAGUUGUCCCUGCAGGAGAUCCUGGGGGAGCUGGAUGAGGACUGGCUGGGAGGAGAGGCACUGGACAGCUAAGAAUCUGGGGAUAAAAUAGCUUUCUGCUAAUGUCUCUAUGAAAAGAAUUUACUGAUUAGAAAUCAUGUGUUUUAUUUUGAUUUUAACAUUUUAUUGCUUCUGUGAUGUGUACAUAUGAAAAGUCCAAAAACUCUGCAGGACCAUUGGAAAUAGGAUUCAACAGUCCUACAUGAUUUUUUAUUCCAUACUGACUACAUUCUCUUUUGGUUCAUUUAUUUAUUUGCUAUUUAUAACAUUAUUUA
Molecule: messenger RNA, 1233 nt
Organism: Scatophagus argus
Lineage: Eukaryota; Metazoa; Chordata; Actinopteri; Scatophagidae
Gene: mxtx1
Product: mix-type homeobox gene 1
Exons: 2
Coding region: 131-991 (286 amino acids)
Molecular function (GO): DNA binding
Source: RefSeq, a predicted model, not a curated record